Paramuricea clavata is the source of this 4175-nucleotide messenger RNA. The record is from the annotation of a GenBank genome assembly. NCBI's taxonomy places the organism in Eukaryota, Metazoa, Cnidaria, Anthozoa, Malacalcyonacea, Plexauridae.
AUGCACACAACAUGCACAUCACUCGCCUCACGUGUUUCCACACUGACUGCUUUGAUACAACUGUAUGCACACAACAUGCACAUCACUCGCCUCGCGUGUUUCUACACUGACUGCUUUGAUAUAAUUGUAUCCACAUCACUUACCUCUCAUUUAUUAUUUUAGUUUGGCUGAAGAUCUUAUUGGAAUCAGUGAAGACCGACCAGAAUCCUGGAUUGCUAUGGCGCAUUCUUCAUCUGUCGCCAACAAAAAGACGAGAGCAAUAUACUUCUCACAAAAGGUAAUGGCUCUCGUAAAUUCACAAAGUAUUCCUAUCGUUGCAUUCAGUCUUUGUCCGAACCACUGAUCAGUGACCCUCACCCUAGGCCUAACCGCGAUUUAUGCAGCACACCUGUUUUCGGCGUACCUUAUGUCCAUUAUUUGUGGCUUUAUAAAGUACGCCUGUUUUUGACAUACCUUAUAGCCAUUAUUUGUGGCUAUAAAGUACGCUUGUUUUCGGCAUACCUUUAUAGCUACGGUUUGUAAUUGUAUCUGUAAACUGUUACGCCUGUUUGUGGCAAUCCUUAUAGUCUGGUUAAAAUGCAAGAAAUGCCAUUUUAGCUAUAGGGUGCGAGGUAUAGGAAAGGACUGCUUUUAAAGGUCUGCUUUCAGGUUCUGCCUUAAAGAGUGUAACUUGAUUGUACAGGUUGCGAGGUCUACCUUUAAUGAAAUAAUUCGUGUAGUUAAUAUGAAAAAAAAAUUUUACUUUUUUUAGGCGCACAACAUGGACAAUCUAAAUAUUCAGGCUUUACUUACAAAAGGUUCUCUGCUCUCAUCAGUCAAACGUAAGAGUGAAGCGAUAGAUCAUUAUCGUGAAGUCAUCAGACUUUCUCCUUUCAAUUACGACGGGAACAAAGGUAGGUGCAUGUAUAUGUAGCAGAUAGGAUUGAGGGUCUGCCAAGAGAGGUGGGGAAUAACCAACGCCGCUCAGCACCCUCCAAUGGCCUCCAUCCUACCCUACCCUACCCUACCAUACCCUACCCUACCAGAUGAAGCUGGAUUCAUACCUGUUGUCUGGAUUCAUACCUGUUUUUGAAAACAUUGUAUGUGGAGGUGAUUGCUCCCAACUAAGCCGAAAAUCAGUUACUUCUCAAAUAUGUUUUGUUUUUAUACUAGGUUUAAUUGAGUGUUACCUCAGUAGUAAUAGACACAAGGAGGCAUUGGUUGUCGCCAAAAACGCGCACAAAUGUCUUGGAACUAAUGCAAGAACUUUAUUGGUAAGUUGUACUCAUCGUCCGUGGUGAUGAAAAUUAUCUAAUGCGAAAGUACAUUAAGGAGAAUAAAGUGUAAAAUGUGUGAAUACUAUAUUGUUCCAUUAUUAAACUUGCUUUGACUUCAUGGAAACAGAUUUUCUUUGAUGAAAAUUGCAAGAUAAUGAUUUAAAUGAAAUUGUUCCUUAUAGGUACACUUGCUGAUAAAUAUACAUUUUUGAGAACACUAGGUAUACUGUAUUUUUUUCUGAGCUAAAAGAUGUUUCCAUAAAAACAAAUGAAUUGUCAAAUUGUUGACUUUAAAUAUCGAGAUAAGUCACUUACGGUAUUACCUCCCUGUGACCCCCUCCCCACCGGCACCCCACCCUCAGCGCCUCCGCACAGGCUAAUUUUAACAACUCAAAAGUUUUGUUUAUUAUUUUUAGCUUCUUGCCAUGGUUUUGGCCAAAGAAAGUCAGACGCAAGAAAAAGUAAGCACUGGAUAAUAUUUUGCUGAACACUUUGGCUAGGUUUAUAGGAAUGGAUGCAGGGGUUUGAAAUUUUAAAAAAAAUUAGUCGCCCGCGUGGUCGCCAAACUUUUUAUAUCAGGUCUCCCUAUAUGUGUUACGAAGCAUAUUCUCUUUACAUAUAGCUAACAUAAUAACAGCGAAUUAUAUGCCAAAGCAGAAUGAAAUACUUGAGUUACUGAGAUAUUUUAAGGCUUUAGAAUUUUUUUUCUCAGUCACCACAAGGGCUACUGUGCCCUUGGCAAAUAUCUGGUCGGCAGAUAAAAAAUUUGGUCGGCAAUAGACCUUUCCCCUUUUGAGUGAAAUUUUGAUCUAGACAAGUCUAGACAAAAAUCUCAUCACAGCUUGAAAGAGCAUCACAAAAUUAGUAAUAUUUAGAAGUUUCGUUGUGAAAUGUUGUAAAAUGCGGAUAAUAUAUAUAGCCUUGCGAAGUUUGCAAUUUUCAGUCAUUUUGCAUUACAAAUGGAAAUUGAUAAUCAGAUGAUCAAACUGAUUAUCAAUUUGCCAUUUGUAAUACAAAAUGACUGAAAAACGGCAAAUUUCGCAAGGCUAUAUUAUCCGCAUUUUACACCAUUUCGCAACGAAACUUUGGAAUAUUACUAAUUUUGUGAUGCUCUUUCAAGCUGUGAUGAAAUUUUUAUCCAGGCUUGUCUAGAUCAAAAUUUCACUCAUAAGGGGAAAGGUCUAUUGGCGACCGUCAGCCCACUCAUUUCAACCGCUGGAUGGAUGGAUGGGAAUGAUAGGAAAGGGAACUAGGAAUUAAAACAGGAACUCUUUUUCACAAGUGACAAGUGUCAACACAUUUGAAUUGGCGUGCCAACCUGUUAUCGACUCUUCUUAUAGGCCGGUGAGCUCCAUACAUACUGGAGCGAGAACUCGAGAAAAGUGAAGCCAGAAAUGGAGAUAUUGCAUGGACGUCAGUUUCGGUUCCUUUUUAUUGUUUUUGUCUUCGCGGUUUACAAGGAGUGUGCCAAAAUUUCGUAUUUUGAUUUUGAUUUAAAGAAUAACACUAUCGUUUUUUGAACUGAUAAAUUAGCGAUACGGUCCGUUAGAAAAGAAAAACAAUGGACUCAGCUUGACGAAAUGGUGUUAGAACUGUUCAAAACCGUCAUAGCUAUUGCACGUCAAUUCUGUCAUCUUGGCUUCACUUUUCGUAUAGGCCGAAAGACUAAAGUUUAAGUUUUGUUCCAGGUAUAUAUAUAUAUAGAGCUCGUUGACUUAUGCUGGAUGGCUCUAUAUUAGCUCCAACUGUUCUCCCUAGGGACCAUGCAAUGGUCCAAUUAUAUACUGAAGGAGAUCGAGAGCUAUCUUUUCACAUACCUCUAAAGUGAAAUAUAAUCUGACAACUUUAUAGCGCAGGAAUCGGACAGUUUCUGUAUGUAUUUCAGGCAAAACAGAUGUUGGAAAAAGCCGUCGUUCAAGAUCCGACAUUUGCAGAUGCUGUGUACGAUUUGGCAGGAAUACUCACAAAAGAACAGAACCACGAAGGAGUCGUAGAGCUGUAAGAUUUAUCUAUACUCAUGUUGACAAUGAUACUUCAGUCCUCAUGCAGGAUUACAUGUGGAAUAUUUUCAUAUAGUGAAUUAUACUAUAGUUAGUAAGUGGGGAUGUAUCAAUCAUCAUUGCUUUCGGCUGAGAUGCAAAUUGAGCACCAAUUCCCAAAAGGCAAACUGCAAAACCAAAACUCAAUCGGACUGAAUAUAGCCAUAUAGAACGACAGGGAUUAUUUCAAACCUAGUAUUUGUAAAUCUUUCAAAUAUUGUCAAUGUCUUAUGUACUCCAUCAUCAAUGCGGUAAUUGAAGAAUCAAUGGAUCAAAACCUCCUUUGAACGCGAGUUAAACAUAUUUGUUUCAACGAUCGGUAAUAUUUUCCGAGCAUAUUAUAAACAGGGACGUCGCAAAGUCAUCCUUGCUUUCAGCUAAGCUGAAUUAGGAAGGACGCAGCUCAACUAGGCGAUUGCCGAGAACCCAACGGCUGGAAUCUGAGCUUACAGCUCAACCUGAUCGAGUUGAAUUAAGGCAUUCUAAGGGCGCAUGUGACAGCCACCUUAUGACUCGUGUCUGAUCACGGAACACAGCUACAGUGAAAGGGUAAGUUAGGGGGAUAAUCCCAACACACCCUGUCAACAUCUCCUAUGGGAGGAAACUAGAGCACCAGAAGAAACCCACGACUUUCGGCAGAGCGUUCACAUAAGUGUCGCGAGUCCGCAGCGAGGAUCGAACCCACAAUCUCAGAGGUGAAAGGAACCAUUCAAUCUACCAAGCCAUCGAAUCAACAAAAUAUUUUUUCUUUUGUAUUUUGUAGACUAAGAAAACAUUUAUCACAUAUCAAGAAUGCCAAUCUUCAUAUUCUUCUCGGAGAUAAUCUUGCUGCAUUGAGUGAAUACCAAGAGGCGCUUGAUCAAUAUAGUAUUGGAAUAAG